AUGUCGAGUGCCCCUCAACGCGAGCGCCUGGCCGUGCUGCAGCCUACGGGCGAGGUGUUCGUCAACGGGUUGGCGUCCAGCUACGACGACGAGUUCCCGGGCUCGCAGCGGCUGGCGGCGCUGAUGACGCGCGAGGACUUCGCCAAGGCCGUUGCCACCAUCAACGACGCGCUCAUGGACCACUGGCCCUGUUUGCCCUGCAAGGGCUUCGGCUACGGCUGCUGCGUCUGCACGCUCGGCCUGUCGUUGUACUGCGCGGCGACGCAGGUUCAGGAGGCGGAGAGUCGGCUGCAGCUGCAGUUGAGGCGCAUGAACGAGCAGAGGAAGUUCAAGGACAAGGGCAUCCAGUGGCGACUCGAGCGGACGUGGUGGAAGCGCUCGUCGUGCAUCGAGAUCUCGGUGGACUCGCAAGCUGCUGCAACGGGGAGUGAGAGUAGUGAGGCUACUGUGGUGGAGAAGGAGAAGGCGGAUGAAGCGGUUCAAGACGAGACGAUGAGCGAUCGAGUCGUGUGA
Phytophthora sojae is the source of this 513-nucleotide messenger RNA. RefSeq lists its product as hypothetical. Bases 1 to 513 code for a protein of 170 amino acids. NCBI's taxonomy places the organism in Eukaryota, Oomycota, Peronosporomycetes, Peronosporales, Peronosporaceae. The transcript has a single exon. The record is from RefSeq and is a predicted model, not a curated record.